ACAGCAGUUUCCGAUAACGAAUGAGUACCAUCACAUUGAUCCCGACCGACGUCGUUGCAAGUUGCAAGUUGUUGUCUGGACCGUUUACGUGGGCACAGUCAUCAGUGGCGUUGUGGAUUUGUGCGGCGUCAAACCGAAUGACAGUCUAGUCGUGGCCGGCGGCGUAGAUAAUAUUUCGAUAAACGAUAAUAUUGUCGUCAUCUACCACAACCACACAACGACGUAAUAAAUCGCCAUCCGAUCUACCAACGUUUUUUGGGAUCGCACUCGUCGACAUGGAUGGAUCGACAACCAGUCCAACGAAAAAAAUGUCGAAAGCCGAUCAGCUCCUGUCGAAGCUACCACCACCGACGAUGUUGCCCAGUUUUGUCACAGACGCUCUGAAUGUAGAGCCCAGACCUGUGCCAAUCAACCCUGUGUUGAACGCAACAGACGUGACUAGUCAAAACUUUCACACUCCGAUGUUUUCGCCUGUAAUAACUAGUAAAAAUGAAGAAAAUGUUGAAUUGCCCACGAGUCCUUCCAAUGAAACAGUUGCUGAUAAAGCAGUUAAAAGUGAACAGUCAUCUAGCAAAGCGGAUUUGUUUAACUGGAUGAAGGGCAGUAGCUCUAGUAUUUUUUCAAUGGUUGCUGAAAAAGCAAAGAAUUCUGUGGACGCAGUACUCACCACAUUAGACCCGCAAAUGAAAGAUACAUUAAAUCCCAACACUUUUGAUAAUACUGAUAUUGUUGUUGCUUCCGAAAAAGAAAUUGUUGUCAGUGCAGUAAGAGAGGCAUUUCAAAAAGUUUUUGGAAAGGCAGUCGUCAGAGGACUUGAAGCACCAGAUCAACCUUUUGCUGCACAACUGGUUGGAUUUUCUGCCGCAUCCAAAGCCACAAAAUAUUGCAUUGAUUCCGUUAGAUUACAUGUAGUGAAAGGUCCUGUCGUCUCCUUUGAAAGAUUUAUUGUAGAACCGAUAGAAUCCAAAUGGUAUGAAUUUGGUCUUUUGAAACUCAAUGACAUGGAACGAAAUAUAGAUUUAGAAGUGUACACCCAAAGCGUUCCUGUACCUGCAGCAAUUGUUGGAUUGAUUAGUGACGAUACCCCCAAAGAUUAUGAACACAUCUCAACUGGAUUCAGUAUACCUGUCGCACAUUUCAUGGCCAGCAAUUUAAAAGUACAUCCAUCUGAGUGGCAAGAAGUAAUGACUGGUGUGAGCCAACGAUCGUCUUUAUUAGCUGCUUCAGUGUCUUUGGCCAUGUCGUACAAAAUUGCUCUGGAAUAAUGACAUUUUUUAGUUUAGCUUGAAAACAUUUAUCAAUUAAUAUUUUAAUAAGAUUAUCAAUUAUUUACUGUAAUAAACUUUGUUAUAAACUUGUAUUUUUUUCCUCCCCCAAUGGAUUGUGAUUUUUAAUUAUUUUUUAUUGUGCGCACGCUGUUAUUUUUAGAUAUAUAUUUGUACAAUAUGUCUAUACUUAUUACUUAAUUAAAGUAUCUAAUUGCUAUUUGGUUA
Molecule: messenger RNA, 1493 nt
Organism: Myzus persicae (green peach aphid)
Lineage: Eukaryota; Metazoa; Arthropoda; Insecta; Hemiptera; Aphididae
Product: protein PRRC1-B-like
Exons: 8
Coding region: 276-1265 (329 amino acids)
Biological process (GO): activation of protein kinase A activity
Cellular component (GO): cytoplasm
Molecular function (GO): protein kinase A regulatory subunit binding
Source: RefSeq, a predicted model, not a curated record